Kockovaella imperatae is the source of this 670-nucleotide messenger RNA. RefSeq lists its product as hypothetical. NCBI's taxonomy places the organism in Eukaryota, Fungi, Basidiomycota, Tremellomycetes, Tremellales, Cuniculitremaceae. Gene Ontology annotation, cellular component: intracellular anatomical structure. Gene Ontology annotation, biological process: carbohydrate metabolic process. The transcript has 3 exons. The record is from RefSeq and is a predicted model, not a curated record. The coding region runs from base 5 to 628 and encodes 207 amino acids. Gene Ontology annotation, molecular function: isomerase activity.
CAAGAUGCUAUGGUAUCCCACGGUCGCUUUCGGGAUGAUCUCGGGAAAAGUGGAUUCCCUUUCGGACAGUGAGCUUUCCCGAAGGAAGCGUGAUCCAUCACCACCACCACUAGCAGCACCACCACCACCAGCCUAUUCCAGCCGACUCGCCAUGUCCUCACCAUCACCUCGAUGGAAAGUUGUAGUUGGAUGUGAUUCAGCAGGUCAAACGUACAAAGAUGCCCUGAAAGCGGACCUUGAAAAAGACUCUAGGGUCAUUUCGGUUCAAGAUGUCGGUGUGGGCUUGAAAAAGGACGAUCUCAGUACGGAUUAUCCUCAUAUCGCCGUGGAAGCCGCUAGGAAAGUCGCGAGUGGAGAGGUCGAUAGGGCUUUAUUGAUCUGUGGUACGGGUAUCGGCGUGGCCAUCAGUGCGAAUAAAGUGCCCGGUAUUCGAGCAUGUACAGCCCACGACUCGUAUUCUGUCGAGCGACUUGUCCUCUCGAAUAAUGCCCAGGUCUUGUGUUUGGGUCAACGAGUCAUCGGUCUGGAACUAGCUAGGAAACUGGUCAAAGAAUGGCUUGGACUUGUGUUCGACGAACAGAGUAGUAGUGCACCGAAAGUCGAAGCCAUCAAGAGCUAUGAGAAGUAGGCAGGAGGGAUGUGAAUACACGACGAUAUUGAUGUACAAGCU